This is a messenger RNA of Capronia coronata CBS 617.96, 2076 nucleotides long. RefSeq lists its product as uncharacterized. The coding region runs from base 1 to 2076 and encodes 691 amino acids. Gene Ontology annotation, cellular component: nucleus; RSC-type complex. Gene Ontology annotation, biological process: regulation of transcription by RNA polymerase II. Gene Ontology annotation, molecular function: DNA binding. The transcript is spliced from 2 exons. NCBI's taxonomy places the organism in Eukaryota, Fungi, Ascomycota, Eurotiomycetes, Chaetothyriales, Herpotrichiellaceae. The record is from RefSeq and is a predicted model, not a curated record.
AUGGCUUCCUACCUGCAAGACUCUUUUUCCUUUCCCGUUCAGCAUCAGCAACAGAUGUACUAUCCAGGCGUUACUUACCCGGACUACCUGCUUCAGCCUCAACACCCGCUGGAUGACUACCAUGCUUCCUUCGGUAUGGCCGAGUACGCCGACUUUAUGGCGCCCGGCAUGUUGAACGAUGAGUUUGGAGAGGGGGAAGAGGUUUCGACGCGGCCAAGGCUCACCAAAGAACAAGUUGAGAUCCUGGAGGCCCAAUUUCAGGCCAAUCACAAACCCAACUCCCAAGUCAAGCGGCAGUUGGCGAUUCAGACCAAUUUGAAGUUCCAAAGAGUUGGCAAUUGGUUCCAAAACCGUCGUGCGAAGGCGAAGCAGCAGAAGAGGCAAGAGGAGUUCGAGGCCCAGAAUGGAUCACAGAAGCAGCCCGAGUCCAAAGAGACCCCAUCCGCCGGUACACCAAAACGAGAGACUCAAGCGGAGACUAGGGCCGAGGCUGCCUCUCCUAUGCGAUCAGUGCCUUCGCCGAGUAAACGAUCUCAAUCGAGCGCACAGAACUCGCCGUCGCCAGUCAGGCUCACCGAUAGGUUCAAGGAGGCCAGCUGGGCAUCGCUUCAAAGAGCGCUGGGUCAAGCAAAGGCGGCACAAAACAAGCAGCCCACGCAGCCCAAGGUGACCAUGCCUCCUCCGGAGCUCCCUCCACAAUCGGUGCCAAUGCAACUUCCACUUCGCAUGAAUGGGCAUCACCCCAGUUUCUCGGCUUCCAGUCUACCAACCUGGCCGAAUCAGCCUCCAAGUGCGGCGCCAUAUCCGUCGCCAAUGACGUUGCAGGACACAUCGUUCGAUUUUGGGUUCGACACCGAGCCAUCAAACACGUCGAGCCAGGGCACGGACUCCAACGAUGCCAUGGCAGACUUCAUCCACGAUUCUUUCGUCGUGACUCCAGAAGAUUGGCAGGAGCCCUUGGCCACCCCCAAAGGCAUGCCUCAACAGCAAAAUGACCCCAGCAACACCUUGCCUUCGCCGGGGUUGACAAUGCCAUCGUACCCAAGUUCACGACGAGAGUCAGCCACGGACGACCUGUCCAACAACUUUGGCAACUUCGCCUUGGUGAGCAGCUCACCGACUGUGCGGACACAUCGGCGUGCUUCUGAACUCAUUCGUCCUCCGCAAAGCGGUGCGCUGGACAUUGCCGCCCGACGCAAGCGACCUCGGCCAGCUGCUCUCACCUCUACUUCUCUUCGGAGUCGGUCGUACGGUGCCUUGACGUCUGUUUCACCCACUUUCCGACAAGGCGUGAUGAACACACCCCCCGUGCCCCAUACGGUUCGCCAUGUCAAGUCCGCCGGCCACAGUCUGAACUCACGAUAUGCUGGCGUCCGCAAGUCCAGUUCGGCUCAAAGGUCGCCCAUGUGCGUUGCGAGUUUUGCGGAGGCCGAAGCAUUCAAUCAGUUGAUGGCGCAACAAGCGAUCAAUGCGCAGACUCUUGCCGAGUUGCCAGCCCCGUCGCUGUCACCCGACCUCGUGGCCGACACUCAAAUGAAUGACCCAGAAAAGAAUCCGUUUCGCGCCCGUAACAUAAAUCCGAUGCUGGCAACACAGAAUCUUUCCGGCACGACUGCCUCACCUCCUGGCUCGCCGAUGAUGGGAACAUCGAUGAUGCGAGGGCUGUCUCAACAAUCUCUGUGUCCACCUGCUUCUGCGCCAGCACACUAUUCAUCUUUCCAAGACUAUACACCACCAUAUUCUGCAGGACCUCUCACCAACAGCAGUUGGUCUGAUGCCGCCCUGACUUCCCCGGAGAUGCCAUCGUUCCCGUCGGUAAGCUAUGUGCCUUCUCUGGGAUACGCCGGACUCUCUGAUGGAUUGCACGGGCAAUAUCAUCAUGCUGUCCUACCGUCCGAUCACAAGUCGGAUUUGACCUACGACGCUCAACUCGACCGUAGGCAGACGGAGUUUUACAUUCAGGAAUUCCCGAAUCAGAAGGAAGAACAUGCGAACAUUGCACAACACCUGUCUCAACAGAAACCGCGAAACUAUGUGUUUGCCAACAGUGCUCCACAAGACUAUGCGGGCCCUUGA